Messenger RNA from Chara braunii, 2022 nucleotides. NCBI's taxonomy places the organism in Eukaryota, Viridiplantae, Streptophyta, Charophyceae, Charales, Characeae. The record is from the annotation of a GenBank genome assembly.
AGCGAAGUUCCUUUGUUGGCUGUAAGACUUGGCGCGCGUGGACAUUGCGUCCGCCAUAUGCAGGAGAGAGCGCUCUAAGGGUGGGGGGCAAGGACAAGGGAGUGCAAGAAGCACAGAGAGGACGAACAGGGCGAGGAGAAGGAGGGGAGGAGGAGGAACAAGAUGACCCCCAUAAAGGCGCUCCUGUUGGUGAUCAUUGCUAGCAGCUUCUGUGUAGCGACACGUGGCACCCCUUUAGCCAAUGGCGUGAAGUAUGGGAACAAGUUCUUCUGCUUUACCGGUUUCACUCAAUGUCCCAGUGGGAUCGAGCAAUGCAUUAAGACUGAAAGAGAAUGCGAUGGCGUGGAGGAUUGCCCCGACGGUUCAGAUGAAGGGACAUGGUGCGCGUACUUUGAUUGCCCCUCUGCCGGUAGAUACUACUGUCCAAGCGGAGCCAAUUUCUGCAUGAACAUCACGGACGCCAACGGCUCGCAGCGCCAUCCUUACCGAGACGCGUACAAGUACUACCUGUGCGACGGGGUGAGGGACUGCGCGGACGGCUCGGAUGAGGACCCCGGUUUUUGUGCGACGUACGACUGUGUGGCGAACGUGUCGCACGUCGCAUUCACGACCGAGUUUUACGGCUCGGUCCCGACGAGGGUGCGGUGUCCGGGUCCCGACACCAAGAAGAACGGUGGCUGCGCGUUGAAGCUGUGCGACGGUGUCGCAGAGUGCGCGGGGGGGAGCGACGAGAGCGAUAAGCUGUGUCAGCAGCGCGGCUGUGCGCGAUCCUCGGGAGUCAAUACUCUUUUCCAGUGCCGCAGCGGCCGAUGCAUAGACUGGAAUCUCAUCUGCGACGGCAAUCCCGAUUGUCCCCACGGCGACGACGAGGGAAGCUGGUGUGCGACGGCUGAGUGUCCCAAUCCCUAUGAGAGGGUCAAGUGCACAGGUGGCGACAACCAGACUUGCAUUCGCAAGGCCAGCCUGUGCGACGGUGUGCGCGACUGCCCAGCCUGGACGGACGAGGUCGGGUGCGACUUCUUUGAGUGCUUCUACGGCCACUGCCCAAGCGGGGUCUGCUCUUUGCAGGCGAUGAGCUUGUGCAACGGCAUUCGGGAGUGUCAAGAUGGCUCGGAUGAGGAUCCCGACUUCUGCAGGACGUAUAACUGCUCCGCCGGCAUGCGCAAGUGCAAGGAUGGGCGACAGUGCAUCUGGGACUGGUCGUUGUGCGACGGUCAGCAGGAUUGCCUGGACGGAUCCGACGAAGAUCCCGACUCCUGCGCGUCGCAGGAGGCAUGUCCGCGCACCAAGAUUCAAUGCCCUGGACAAGCGACAACGUGCAUCUACCCCAGCAGUAUCUGCGAUGGCAUAGAGGAUUGUCUUGAUGGCAGCGAUGAGAAUGCAACCUUCUGCGCGUCCAAAGAGGCGGAAAGGAUGAUGGAGGCCGGUUUCCGCAUUCGUUGCAAAAAUGGCACUGGGACGGAGAUCAUCUCAGGCUCCUACUGCGACGGCAAAGAAGAUUGUGCAGAUGGGGGCGAUGAAAACGAGAGCUUCUGCAAGAGUUACACGUGUCGCCCGGAAAUGGUCAAAUGUUAUGGCACCUGGUGUCUACCCGGAGGUAGAUGCGAUGGGGUAAGAGAUUGUCCCGACGGCUCCGACGAGGCCGGCUGCGGAAGAGUGUCAGCGCCCUUACCCCCCAGCGCUCCCCCCGCGAUCCCCUUGGUCGGCCGCGCUCCUUCCUCGAGCCCCUGAACAAGGCGGGGCGGGCGGGAUACAGCGUAGCGGACAGGCCGGGAUCAUCGAUGCGUCAGCGUGAGAGAGAGACUGCUCGUCUUUUCCUUCCGCUCCCUAUCUGUUGUCGCCGUCACUUCCCAUCACACGCAAUGGAAAGCUGGAGGGAAACAGGGAGGACGUGAUGAAGAUGAAGUGGAAGGAUUGUGGACGCCGCGUCCCGGCUACAAGAUUGAGAGAAUAGUAAUAUUUCCGAAUAAUAAAUUUGAUGAUUUCUAGAAAGAGAAAAAAAAAUAAAACGAAAAGAUGGAG